This is a messenger RNA of Alligator sinensis (Chinese alligator), 5622 nucleotides long. RefSeq names its product pleckstrin homology and RhoGEF domain containing G3 (gene PLEKHG3). The transcript is spliced from 20 exons. The record is from RefSeq and is a predicted model, not a curated record. Lineage: Eukaryota; Metazoa; Chordata; Crocodylia; Alligatoridae. The coding region runs from base 16 to 4353 and encodes 1445 amino acids. Gene Ontology annotation, molecular function: guanyl-nucleotide exchange factor activity.
UGUAGCACAGGCCUCAUGCUCAGCCCCCUGAAGCAGCUCUGCUCUGCUACAGGACUGAGCAAAGGCUCCUCUUUGUUGCCCAUCAGUGCUGCUGAGGUGAAAGAGGUGCACUUGCUGCUGAAGAGACAACAGUUUUUUGAAUUCGUCCAGUGCCCCUUCUGUGACAACAUUGGCAGAUAUGACAGGAUGCCUGUCCCUGCUUCUGCAGGGUUGCAUGCCUUGGAGUACCUGGUGAACCUGAUACCUCAUGCCAGCCACGCCAUGGAGGGAAAGGAAGAGAGGCUCCAGGGACCAACUUGGGAUGGGUGUGCUCUGCGGGUCAGCCAUCUGCACAACAGUAACAAUAACGCAUCUCCAAGGGGCUGGCUGGGCCAGAAGGGCUCCCACUCCCUCUCGCCCUAUGGCUCCAAGUCCUCCACUGCUGGCCGCCGUGAGCUGAGCUACGUGGAGCGUGUGGUGCUGGAGAUUGUGGAGUCAGAGCGCAUGUAUGUGCAGGACCUGCGCAGCAUUGUGGAGAGCUACCUGGGCAAGAUCAUUGAUGUGCGGGAGGAACUGCUACAGCCAGACCAGGUCAGCGCACUCUUUGGGAACAUCGAGGACAUCUAUGAGCUGAGCAGUGAGCUGCUGCACGACCUAGAGAGCUGUGACAACAACCCUGUAGCUGUGGCCAGGUGCUUCGUAGACAGGAGCCAGGAUUUUGACAUCUAUACGCAGUACUGCAACAACUACCCUAACUCAGUGGCGGCACUGACUGAAUGCAUGCAGAACAAGCAACAGGUCAGGUUCUUCCGCGAGUGCCAGGAGCAGAUGCAGCAUGCCUUGCCCUUGGGAGCCUACUUGCUCAAACCUGUCCAGAGGAUUCUUGCCUACUCAUUGUGCCCUCAGGAGAUUGCAAAGCACUUUGACUUGGCAGAGUCGGGCUACGAGGUGGUGGAGGAGGCUAUUGACACCAUGACCUGCGUGGCCUGGUACAUCAACGACAUGAAACGCAAGCAUGAACACGCCGUGCGCCUGCAGGAGAUCCAGUCUCUGCUGCUGAACUGGAAGGGGCCAGACCUGACCACGUAUGGGGAGCUGGUGCUGGAGGGCACCUUCCGCGUUCAGCGGGUCCGCAACGAGCGUACCUUCUUCCUUUUUGACAAGACCCUGCUCAUCACCAAGAAGCGUGGGGACCACUUCAUCUACAAGAGCCACAUCCCGUGUUCCUCCUUGAUGCUGAUUGAGAGCACCCGAGACUCGCUGUGUUUCAGUGUCACUCACUAUAAGCACAGCAAGCAGCAGUACAGCCUUCAGGCCAGGAGCGUGGAGGAGAAGCGGGUGUGGACCCACCACAUCAAGAGGCUCAUCCUGGAGAAUCAUCAUGCCAUAAUUCCCCAGAAGGCCAAGGAAGCCAUCUUGGAAAUGGACUCUUACUACCCACCUCGCUACAGGUGCAGCCCAGAGGGACUGAAGAAAACCAGGUCAAACCAGCCCAUGGAUGAGGUACCAGUGCACAUGCGGCACCUGGCAGGUCGUCGCCAGUCAGAACCUUUCCACUACUGCUCCCGUGCUGAGAAGCUCCCCCAGUACAACGGACCGCAGGGCUGCAUGGUGUCCGGGUGCACUGGCCGCAGGAAGUCUGAGCCAUCCAAACAGAUUCUCAAGCAACUCGGUGCUGAAGGGGCUCCUGCUGACAUCCAUAGGGAGCAAGGUGUUCCAGGAGCCAGGCGACUGCAGGGCUGGCAGCCCUUCCUUGAAGGACUGAAGCAUACAGACAGUGAUGGAGACUUCCUGGACACUGGGGAGCCCUUGCAGCCCCCCAGCAGCGUACAGCAACAGGCUGAGCCUGAGGGGGAUGCAGAGGAGACAGAGGAAGAGGCCUCUGGGAAGGAGGAGGAGCAGGCUGUUGGGAAGAACUCCCUGGAGGAGCUGCCAGGGAGUGACAGCAGCGAGAUGGAAGUGGGGCCUGAGGAGGAGGAGGGCCCAGUGGGAGAGGAGCAGGGCAAGGGACACUGUAUGCCAGCAGGACCCAAGGGUUGCAAGAGGACUGCCAGCCAGUCUCCCAGGAGCUGUGAGAAGCACCACAGCAUGGAGAAGGUAUUGGAUGACCCAGAGGCUGCCACCGACAUGGAGCAUGAAGAAGCUCAGGAGGUGUCACUUAUUCAGGAAGAGUGCCUGGCUCAGACCUGCUCAGACCUGGAGUCGGCUCACACCCCAGAGCUGGUUCUGCCAGCCCAGCACAAAGAAGGGGAAAGGGACCAGCACCCUGACAAUUCAGACCCUGCCACUUCAGAGAAUGCAGAGGAGCUCAAAACCCUGAGUAGUGAGGAGGAGGAUGAUAAUGAAGAUACAGCCCUGCAUCCCCCAAGGAGCAUCCUCCCACCCUCUGUGCUGGACCAGGCCAGCAUCAUUGCUGAGAGAUUUGUCAGCAGUUUCUCCCGGCGUAGCAGCCUGGCACUGGAUGAGGGCAGGGCAUCUACAGGCAUCCCCACCCCCCGACUGGCUCUCCGCAGCAGCAGCAUGCUGAGUCUUGAGGGCAGUGAGAAGGGGCAACGGUGUGGCAGCAGCAGUGAUACCCAGAGCUGCUUCCUGCCUCUGGAGAUGGCAACAGAGGGCCAGCAGCUGCACAGUGCUGCCCGCAGCAGGACUGCCUCACCCAGCUUUCAGGAGCCUGAACGAGCCUCUUGCCGCAGGAAAGAAUCCAUGCUUUCCAAGCAGGACCGGCUCCUGCUGGACAAGAUCAAGAGCUACUAUGACCAGGCCGAGCACCAGGAUGCCAGCUUCAGCAUUAAACGCCGUGAGAGCCUGUCCUACAUCCCCAAGGGGCUGGUCAAAAACUCUGUCUUCCGCAUCGACAGCCUGCCAUGGGCAGCAGCCAGCCAGGAUACUACUAAUGCUGCCCAUGGGAGACUGGGCAGCAGCAUGGCUGACGGCACCAGCAGCAGGACAGCUGCCUGGGUGCUCUCUGGCCUCCCUGCAGCUCCCCUUGGCCAGCCUGAGGCAGGUGGCCCAGCCCCCAUCACUGAUGAGGAGUUCAGGCCACCCUCAGAGAUGAUCAAGGUCUGGGAGGGGAUGGAUAAGCAGAAAGGCAAGUCUUGGAAGGAGCAGUUGGCAGUGGGUAGGGCUGGCACCGCCACUGGCCCCACCUCAGAUGGCACUGAGCAACCCAUGAGUAGGAGCCAGGAAAAUGGCCUGGCCACACGUGAGCCUCUCCUCAUCCUGGAGGACGAUGACCUGAGUGCUAUCACAGAGGAGUCCACUGUGCCUUCACCUGAAAGCAAGUCUCCCACAGAGAGGGCAAUGCCCCCCAGGCUGGUUUGCCACCUGAAGAGGCUGGCACAGGAGCUGGGCACCAGUGAUCUGGGCCAGCCCCCCCUGCUGCACCCGCGCAUCCUGCAGCUCUCACCUGCUGGGGAGGUUGAGCUGUGCGAACGUACCAAGACUCGGGUGUACCAGCUGGCACGCCAGUACAGCUUGCGGAUCAAGAGGCACAAGCCAGUCCUGCAGAGACAUCUCACUGAGCUGGAAGAGGACACAAGGAGCAGUGUGCCCAUCCUGCUGCACCACACACAACCAGAGGCAGAGGAAGAGGAAACAGGUUCCCAGGGCAAGCAGAAGCCAGCGCUAUCCCUCACCUAUGAGCAGGAGGUGAUCCCGGAGCAGAGCCCACUGACCCCACGUUCCACUUCGUCCUCACCCCGGCGUCCCUCUUCCACCAGUUCCUAUCCAGUCUCCCCAACCAGUUUGGCCUCCCACAGUCCACUUAGCCCCAUUCUGGCUGAGAAGUUCAGCUGGCCUGAUGUCCGAGAGCUGCGCUCCAAGUACUCCCUUGGAAAGUCCAGUGAGGCAGGCUUUGGCCCAUGUAGGCCUCCCCCAGUGAACAGGAGCCGCUCAGCACCAGAGAAGAUGGCAGAGGGGCCGACAGGAGCCCUCUCAGGGAAGGCAGGCCGGAGCGGGCGGGCAACGGAGAAAUCGUGGCUGGCAGCUGAGCGGAGCCGGAGUGCUGAGCAGGGCCUGGAGCCCAGCACUGGGAGCCGGCAGCACCAGCGGCAACACAGUGAUGGGGUACUGUAUGUUGCUGCAGAGACCUGCCUGGACAACCAGCAACGUGUGAUUGUGCUGGAGAAGGUGCCACCUGAUGCUGAAAGCUAUGUGCAGAUCCGUUCACCCACCACCCGAGAGAAGCUUUCCCUCAAGGCUGUGGCGGAGCGCUGCAAGGUCUACCAGGAUUUGGAUGGCUGCCCCCAGCAAGAGUGGGAGGAUGAAGAGGGCCAGCCCCAGAGGCCCAUGGUCUGGGACAAGCCAGAUGUUGGUCACCAGGGCCUGGUGAGGAACCUGCGGGAAAAAUUCCAGACCCUGAACUCCACUUGCUGAGUGGGAGCUUGAGACAGAACCUGGAUGGGGCCUAUGUCUGAGCUGGGGGAGACUAGCACCUCUUGUAUAUAAGAACAUCUUCCUCUUUUCCCCACUCCCUCCAGCCAGUACUGGCUUUGCCUGUGUCACUGCAAGCAGAGCCCACACUGGCCUGUGGCUUUGUGGGCUCUGGUAGAUAUUACAUUUAAGGGCAGAUCCUGGGGUAAGGCUGCAUGGAGGGCCAUGACUGUGGCUCAGGUCGACACAGCAUUGUUUUGCACACUGGCACAUCCAAAGCAGCAUGGAGCAAGGCCAGCCCUCUGUGCCUACUGGGAGUACAGCAUUUGGCAACAGUAGCCUGACUGCCACCCAGCCUGCAGGAGGCCUGUAUAUACUAGAAGGCAGGUGUGCACAAACUUCUGUGCAAUAACAGUUGCUGUCGGAGAAUAUGCCUCCCGCCUCUUCCUUGGGAGGGGAAAUUUCUGGGGUUUUGUGCUGGAGGAAUGGGAAGGGAGCAGUGUUGUCUAAUACAUAGAGCACUAGAGACAAACAGAACAUCUACUCCUCAUUCUGCCACUGACCUGCUGAGUGACCUUGGACAAAGUCCCUGCCUCUUUUGCCCACCUCCUCUCUCAUCUGUUUCAGGCAGGCCCUGCCUCUUACACAUGUACAACACUUGGUGCUGACGUAGCAGUGCUGGAGCUCCACUCAGCUGAGACCCCACUGCUCACAGGCUUGUUGGAGCUAGCAAAGGCAGUGACUGCUAGGCCUGCAUAGGUCACGGCUUUCAGUGGGACAAGCUUAGUGCCAGGUGUAGGUGCUGCUGUGCCAUUGCAGCUCAUAUGUGUACUGGGGACAACAAGAGCUUAGUGAAGCUUUUACUGCACCACACAGCAGGAGGAAGCCAGGCUGGACUCAUCCAGGCAUCAGCUGCUUGAGCCUUUGGGUCUAUGGCCCAGCAUCAUCCAAAGGGAGUUGAACCCAGGGUGCCAGAAUAGAGCCCUGCUACACUAGUAUGGGUCAUGUGGGGAGAGCUGCCCUGCGCAGGCUCUCUCUUACCCCACUACAUGAAUUUGGUUGGGGGGAAAGGGAGGCAGAUUCUCCUUACUUGUGCCAGUGUGAGUAAGCGAGCGCUGGAGCUUGUGGUUUGUGCCUCUUUCAGACCCCUGGGGAGGAGAGAAUAGUAAGGUAUUACAUAUAUAUAAAUUUGUAUCCAAGGCCAAAUUAGCCAAAACUAAUUCCAAAUUCAAGAGUCCAGCACCAUAAGUGGCCCUACUACUGGCAAACAUC